CGGCGGGCGUUGCGCAGAAGCGGCGUCUGCUCUGAGGGCCUGCGAGAAGGGGGAGUCGGUGCCGUGCCGGACCCGCUUCGUACCCAGGAAUUGGGUGGCCUUGGUGCAUUAGGUGGAACUUCCUGCGCUAUGGGAAAGAAAACCAAGAGGACAGCAGAUAGUUCGUCCUCUGAAGAUGAGGAGGAGUAUGUUGUGGAGAAGGUGCUAGACAGGCGUGUUGUGAAGGGUCAAGUGGAGUAUCUUCUCAAGUGGAAAGGAUUCUCUGAGGAACACAACACUUGGGAACCUGAGAAGAAUCUGGACUGCCCCGAGCUGAUUUCUGAGUUUAUGAAAAAAUAUAAAAAAAUGAAGGAGGGUGAGAACAACAAAUCAAGAGAGAAAUCCGAAAGCACAAAGAGGAAAUCCAGCCUCUCCAACAGUGCCGAGGACAUCAAAACCAAAAAGAAGAGGGAGAGCAACGAUAUUGCCAGGGGCUUUGAAAGAGGAUUAGAGCCAGAAAAGAUCAUCGGUGCCACAGACUCCUGUGGAGAUUUAAUGUUCUUAAUGAAAUGGAAAGACACAGAUGAAGCAGACCUGGUCCUAGCAAAGGAAGCCAAUGUGAAAUGCCCGCAGAUUGUGAUAGCGUUUUAUGAGGAGAGACUGACCUGGCACGCGUAUCCAGAGGACACGGAAAACAAAGAGAGAGAAGCAGCGAAAAGCUAAAGUGCCGUCCUGGGCCAUCCUUAGCUGUACAUACACAUCCCCCCGACCCGACCACAUCCAUUGAAAUGUGCUUAUUACUGUGCUCCCAGGAGAAACCUUGUUAUUGGUUCAGUCAUAACAUAAAUGGUUUGCUUCAUGUUCAGCUUCAUCUCUAGUGAAACCCACAAGAUUUAUGUGCUGUGUGUCCUCCUCUCUCCUCCCCCCCCCCGCCCUCCAGAAAACGGUUUUGACUUGUCACAUCCUCUUAGAGCCUCCAGGGGUUUAUAGAGUUGUUAGUUCCCUUUGGUUCGGUCCCUUUUUGCCGCUUUAAAUGCCGAGAGUGGCAGCGAUGCCCUUUCUAAACAGAAUUAAGUGGUGUUCCCCUGUCCAGGUACACAAAUGGCUGUUGGCUGGGAAAGCGAGAGGAGCUGUCUGCAUUUGGGAAGUCCCUCCUGCUAGUGCUACACAGGGCAACAUCCUGAGAUGGUCAAUGUGGCCUUGGUAUGCUGGGCCUGUGUGUUGUUACAUAACUGGUAACGUCCUGUUGGGACUGUGCAUCUGGACUCCGUCUCGGGGGAUACCCAUUGUCCUGGGUUGUGAUGCCUUCCAGUCUGUCUCGUGCCUAGGAUGGUUUCCAGGCGAGCUGUGUUCUCUUUGCAAGCCCAGCCUGCAUUAGUAUUGGUUCCCAGAUGCAGAGCGAGCCCCCUUUCUCUAGGAGGAGUCUAAUGUGUGAGAGGUGGGGAAAGCAGAGCCUUCUUAACUUUAAAUGUGAUUGUUUAUCCCCUGUCAGGCGCAGGUGGAGACCUGCCACUGCUUCUGUAUGAUCUUAUGCAGUAUGUAUGUAUACAUUUGUUUCUCAUUUGGGCUGUGUAUUUCCGUAGGUGUGAGUGUAUCAGGUGGUCUUGCUUUGUGCCAAGGCGCCUGAUCCAUUUCAGUCAUUGGCUGUUGCUUCAAAGGCCACAAGCAUUGUGUUACCAAAGUGGCUUUCCGCUUGAGGGCCUCUCCUCCCCUCCCUCAUGAGCUCUGUCUUGGAAACGUGGACAGCUGAUCUGGUCUGGUGUGCACAGCACUUCUCCCUGGAACAUAUGCCCCAGGCUCUAGGACCUGCCAGGGGAGCAGAG
Molecule: messenger RNA, 1802 nt
Organism: Terrapene triunguis (Three-toed box turtle)
Lineage: Eukaryota; Metazoa; Chordata; Testudines; Emydidae
Gene: CBX5
Product: chromobox 5
Exons: 5
Coding region: 130-702 (190 amino acids)
Biological process (GO): negative regulation of transcription by RNA polymerase II; chromatin organization
Cellular component (GO): pericentric heterochromatin; nucleus
Molecular function (GO): chromatin binding
Source: RefSeq, a predicted model, not a curated record